GAUUGGAUUUUUAAUCUGCCUGGUGGCACUUUCUUACGCAUGAAGCAAAUUUCAAAUUGGAUUUUUAAUCUGCCUGCUGCAACUAUCUUUAUCCACGACUCUAGUAAUAAAUACGGAUGCAUAGCCACUGCUUUUUGUAAAUGGUUGUGUGCUUACACUUACUUCUCACCACCAUUUUUUCAUCUGGUGUACCCUGCGGCAAAUCUAAUUUUUAUAGCAGUGAGAAUGGCAGAAAAAGGAUUUGAUGUUCAGGGAUGGGCAGCCAGAGAUCAAUCUGGCGUUCUUUCGCCUUUUAAUUUUGCUCGCAGGAAGACUGGUCCCAAUGAUAUUACGUUCAAAGUUGCUUUCUGUGGGAUCUGCCAUUCGGAUUUGCACCAGCUCCACAACGACUGGGGUAACACCCAAUACCCAGUUGUUCCAGGGCAUGAAAUCGUUGGGACUGUAACUGAAGUGGGAACACAAGUAAAGAAAUUUGCGGUGGGGGACCGUGUUGGAGUGGGGUGCAUGGUGCGCAGCUGCCAUAACUGUGACAGCUGUGAAAAGGGGGUAGAGCAAUACUGUGACAAAAUUGUCUUCACCUACAAUUCUAUGGAUGUGGAUGGGUCUAUCACUUACGGAGGUUACUCAUCUAUAAUGGUCUGUGACCAGAAGUUUGUAAUUAAGGUGCCAGAAAGCCUGCCAUUUGAUGCGGCUGCUCCAUUGUUAUGCGCUGGAAUAACUGUUUACAGCCCCAUGAUACACUUUGGAAUGACAGAGAAAGGAAAUCGUUUGGGCGUAGUUGGGCUUGGAGGUCUGGGUCACAUGGCGGUAAAAUUCGGCAAAGCGUUUGGCCUGCAUGUGACCGUUAUCAGUACAUCCCCAAAGAAAGAAAAAGAAGCUAAAGAGAUCUUGGGGGCUGAUGAUUUCCUUAUCAGCAAAGAUGCGAACCAGAUGAGUGAUGCAGCUAAAUCGCUGGAUUAUAUAAUUGAUACUGUAUCUGCUGAUCAUCCCCUGCCUCCAUUGCUCAAUUUGCUCAAAGUCAAUGGAAAGCUUGUUGUUGUUGGCAUUCCUAAUAAACCUCAUCAAUUUCCUGCUACUAGUGUUAUAUUUGGGCGGAGAUUAAUUGCAGGGAGCUCUAUUGGCGGAAUUAAGGAAACGCAGGAGAUGAUGGAUUUCUGUGCAGAGCACAACAUUUCAUGCAGCAUAGAAAAGAUAUCCAUUGAUUAUGUCAACACAGCAAUGAAAAGGCUGGAGAAGGGAGAUGUUAAAUAUCGAUUUGUCCUUGACAAUGCUGAGAGUUUUAAGGUUUAAACAAAAGAUGUAUAGCAUCAUGUUUCUUCCAAUUGUUAGAUAAAUUAGAUUAGUGUUGAGGUUUAGUUGCAGAAGGAUUUAGAUUAAUAACUUUAAAAUUUGGAGAGAAAGACAUACAGGACUAGACACUGUUCGUAAUCAUGUAGUAAGAGUAUUGAUUAUUGAUAAUAUUACAUGUUAAAAUUA
Cryptomeria japonica (Japanese cedar) is the source of this 1476-nucleotide messenger RNA. RefSeq names its product mannitol dehydrogenase. Gene Ontology annotation, biological process: lignin biosynthetic process. The record is from RefSeq and is a predicted model, not a curated record. The coding region runs from base 40 to 1290 and encodes 416 amino acids. NCBI's taxonomy places the organism in Eukaryota, Viridiplantae, Streptophyta, Pinopsida, Cupressales, Cupressaceae. Gene Ontology annotation, molecular function: zinc ion binding; cinnamyl-alcohol dehydrogenase activity. The transcript has 5 exons.